AUGAGGCCGCAUUUGUGCUUUGGAUCACCUUCAACUCCUUUUAUCGAAUCAUUUUGGUCAUCUGCUGUAUUUGCUGAUAAAGAGAAGGGUGUGAAUCUUGAUAGUGCUGGUGCAAGGGACCCUCCGAUGAGAGAGUGGAGAAAAUGGUGCCGUAGAAGAUCAAACCAUGAUAUAAGUCAAUUGCUAACAAGGGGAAAGAAAAAGGAAAGCACCCUUGCCCUUCCCAAUGUCGGUUAUAAUCAAGGUCAAAGAAAUGAGAUAGUCACUGUUGCAAAUGUUGGGUUCAAGAUGUUUGUUAGAAAUCUUCAGCCCUUGUUUGACCUUGUGACAAUUGACAAAGUUGAGGCUGACUGUCUGGAGAUCUAUAAAAAAGAGAAACAGAAAGUGUAUGAGGAGUUAGAUAAGUUGCCUGGAAAAGUCAGCCUUAGUGCUGAUAGAUGGGUCGCUAAUGGAGAUAUGCAAUACCUGUGUUUGAUAGCGUACUACAUUGACGAUUCUUGGGCAUUAAAGAAGAAGAUUUUGAACUUUUUAAAGAUUGAUCCUUCUCGAACAGAAGAUUCGUUUUCAGAAGUAAUCAUGGAUAGCCUUAGGGAUUGGGAUAUUGACCGGAAGUUGUUUUCAUUGACCAUCGAUAACCAUUCCUCCUAUGACAAGAUUGUCUGUAGAAUCAGAGACCAACUAUGCCAGCACAGGUUCCUCAUGUGUGAAGGUCAAUUAUUUGAUGUACGCUGCGCUGCAAGCACUGUCAAGUUUUUGGUCCAAGAUGUACUGGAAGCAUCUAGUGAGAUAACUCAUAAAGUUCGGGAAAGCAUACGAUUGCAUAGAUAUUGUUUCAAAUUGUAUGAAAGCUCUUUACAAUGGGCAUGCGAUCUAUUCACCAUUAGCUUCUCAUGA
Molecule: messenger RNA, 894 nt
Organism: Fraxinus pennsylvanica
Lineage: Eukaryota; Viridiplantae; Streptophyta; Magnoliopsida; Lamiales; Oleaceae
Source: the annotation of a GenBank genome assembly